AUGACAAUCAAACCAUCUUCACCAACCCCAGAUGACCUUCACCAUUACCAGCUCUCAUAUCUUGAUCAAAUUGCUCCAAAUAUUUUGAUGCCCCUAGUUUUUUUCUAUGCAGCAGACAAUAACCUCACAAACACACAGAGAUCAAAUCAGCUCAAGAAAUCUUUAUCACAUGUGUUAACCAGAUUCUACCCUCUUAGCGGCCGUCUAGAGGCCAAUUCUCAUGUCAAUUGCAACGACGAGGGCAUUCCAUAUAUAGAAGCCAUAGCCAAAUGCAGUCUCUCAGAUUUCCUUCUUGAUCCAGUUCCUAAAGAACUCAACAAGUUCAUCCCUUGUAAGUUACAUGAUGUUAAAGAUUUCUUCUUACUAGUCCAAGCAAACUUUUUUGAGUGUGGAGGAAUGGCUAUUGGUAUAGCCAUUUCUCAUAAGUUAGCUGAUGCAAUGUCAACUUUCAUGUUUAUCAAUUGUUGGGGAGCUAUUGCAAGAGGGAAUACCAAUGUUCCUAGUCCAAGAUUUAAUUCUUCCAUACUAUUUCCACAAAGAGAUACAUCAGAGUUAAAAUCAAGCAUCACAAUCGGGAAGGAUACCAUUGUGACUAAAAGGUUUGUAUUCUCUGCCUCUAAAGUAUCAGCACUUAAAGAUAAGUAUACUGAAAAUACGAGACCUCCCUCGAGGAUUGAAGCUUUAUCAACUUUCUUAUGGACUCGUUUGAUGGCAAGUAUUCAUCGCAAAAGAGAUGAAAACAAGAAUUAUGGCAUAGUCCAUACACUGAACUUACGUACCAGAAGUAAUCCUCCGUUGCCUGAAUCUUUAUUCGGGAAUGUAAUGCAAGUAGUCGUUACAAUACCAUCUCUGGAUCAUAAUAUUAGUGAUGAGGAACAAGGUUUUGAGCUAGUGAAACAAGUGAGAGAAGGUAUACACAACGCAAAUAGUGAAUUUGUCUCAGGUCUCCAGAAGAUUAAUGAUGACAAGCACUUGAGUUUUAUCAAAGUGAAAGCAAAUGAGCAGAGGAAAGGUGGCCUAGUAUUGUUCAACUUUACUAGUUUGUGCAGAUUUCCUCUAUAUGAAGCUGAUUUUGGCUGGGGACAACCGAUAUGGGUAGGAUCAGCUAGCCUUGUUCUCAAGAAUGUUAUUGGUUUUCUAGACACAAAAUCAGGUAAUGGUAUAGAAGCCUGGGUAAAUCUCAAAGAAGAAGACAUGGCCAGAUUUGAAGCUGAUAAGGAAUUGCUUUCUUGGUGUAGUGACUGA
Messenger RNA from Nicotiana tabacum (common tobacco), 1245 nucleotides. Its product is annotated as stemmadenine O-acetyltransferase-like. The record is from RefSeq and is a predicted model, not a curated record. Lineage: Eukaryota; Viridiplantae; Streptophyta; Magnoliopsida; Solanales; Solanaceae.